AUGGGCUGCACCGCCAGCAUUGUUCUGCUUCAGGCUUUUCGCUCUGUGGUCCAGAGGAGCUGUCCACACAUUUGUCGACGACGCCAGGAGGAACCCUCCCAUGAAAUUCUGCCUCUGGAAAGCGACGAUGAAAUGAGUCGACCCCGGACCCUCAUCAUAAUGCAGGAAAAGCCUAGACUUCUCGAGCCUUUGGAUUAUGAAACAGUCAUAGAAGAACUUGAGAAGACCUAUGGGAAGGAUCCUCUUCACGAGCUCCUGUUCUUCCCCAGCGACGACUUCUCAACAGCCACAGUGUCUUGGGAUAUCCGGACCUUGUACUCAACAGUGCCUGAAGAUGCUGCAAGCAAAGCUGAAAGUCUGCUGGUCAAAGAGGCUUGUAAAUUUUAUAGUUCCCAGUGGUAUGUGGUAAACUACAAAUAUGAACAAUAUUCUGGAGACAUUCGACAGUUACCUCGGGCCGAAUACAGAGCAGAAAAACUUCCUUCACAUUCCUUUGAGGUUGACCAUGAGGACGUCGACAAGGAUGAAGACACAACAUCCCACUCGUCUUCCAAGGGCGGUGGUGGGCCAGGAGGGACUGGAGUAUUCAAAUCAGGCUGGCUUUACAAAGGGAAUUUUAACAGCACCGUGAACAAUACUGUCACAGUUCGGUCUUUUAAGAAGCGUUACUUCCAGCUGACUCAAUUGCCAGACAAUUCCUACAUCAUGAACUUUUACAAAGAUGAGAAGAUCUCCAAAGAACCCAAAGGCUGUAUCUUUUUGGAUUCUUGUACAAGUGUGGUGCAGAAUAACAGACUAAGGAAAUACGCCUUUGAGUUGAAAAUGAAUGACUUGACCUAUUUCGUGCUGGCGGCAGAAACGGAAUCGGAUAUGGAUGAAUGGAUUCACACCCUCAACCGCAUCCUGCAAAUCAGUCCUGAGGGGACACUGCAGGGAAGGAGAAGCACAGAGCUCACGGAUCUGGGGCUGGAUCCCCUGGAGAAGUCCCCAAGCUGUGAGUGCAUGCCGGAGGAAACCGAGACCUUGGAGAACAGCCUGCACCCAGACUUUGCAAAAUACCUCACAGAAACAGAAGAAACUGUCAGAAUUACUAGGAACCAGGAGAGACUAAAUCUCUUCUCAUUGGACCCAGACAUAGAUACUUUGAAGCUUCAGAAAAAGGAUAUCUUAAAACCUGAUUCUGCAAUCAAACCAUUUGAAGAAAAGGCUGCCAAGAGAAUCAUGAUCAUUUGUAAAGCUCUCAAUUUAAAUCUUCAGGGAUGUGUUACGGAGAAUGAAAAUGAUCCAGUAACAAAUAUUGAGCCCUUUUUUGUGAGUAUGGCGCUUUAUGACCUCAGAGACUGCAGGAAGAUUUCCGCAGAUUUCCACGUGGAUCUCAACCACCCUGCUGUCAGGCAGAUGGUCUGUGGGGUGUCGGUGCCUUUGGAAAACGGCAACAUUGACUCGGUCACUCCGAGACAAUCUGAAGAGCCGCACGUCAAGGGGUUUCCCGAGGAAUGGCUGAAAUUCCCGAAGCAGGCGAUAUUUUCCGUGAGCAAUCCACACUGUGAAGUCGUCCUGGUGGCCAAAAUUGAAAAGGUACUAAUGGGAAACAUCGCAAGUGGAGCUGAACCUUAUAUUAAGAAUCCAGACUCCAACAAGUAUGCACAAAAGAUACUAAAAUCCAACAGGCAGUUUUGCAGCCGAUUGGGGAAAUAUCACAUGCCGUUUGCGUGGGCUGUGAGAUCAGUAUUUAAGGAUAACCAGGGGACUGUGGACAGAGACUCAAGAUUUUCACCUUUAUAUAGACAGGAAAGUAGCAAGAUAUCAACUGAAGACUUACUUAAACUAGUAUCUGAUUACAGAAGGAUCGACAGAACAAGCAAAACGCAAACCAUUCCUGGAAACCUGGAUAUUACUGUUGACAACAUUCCUUUGGAGCAUCCAAACUGUGUGACAUCAUCCUAUAUCCCUGUCAAGCCUUUCAAUGUGAUGGCUGACCCAGAACCCACAGUGGAAGUGGAAGAAUUUGUUUAUGACACAGCCAAGUUUUGUCGUCCUUACAGAGUAUACAAAAAUCAAAUUUAUAUUUACCCCAGACACCUCAAGUAUGAUGGCCAGAAAUGCUUCAACAAGGCACGAAAUAUAACUGUGUGUGUCGAGUUCAAAAACUCCGAUGAAGAGGGGGCCAGUCCCGUGAAGUGUAUUUAUGGCAAACCUGGAGGGCCUCUCUUCACCUCGGCAGCCUACACUGCGGUUCUACACCAUUCCCAGAACCCGGAUUUCUCAGACGAGGUGAAAAUUGAGCUGCCAACACAACUCCAUGAGAAGCACCACAUUCUGUUUUCUUUUUACCAUGUCACCUGUGACAUAAAUGCAAAAGCAAAUGCCAAGAAGAAGGAGGCUCUGGAAACCUCAGUUGGAUACGCUUGGCUUCCUCUGAAGAAGCACAAUCACAUUGCAUCUCAAGAGUAUAACAUCCCAGUAGCAACGAGUCUGCCUCCCAACUAUCUGAGCUUUCAAGAUCCAGCCAGUGGAAAGCAAAAUACAAGUGAUAUUAAAUGGGUUGAUGGUGGCAAACCACUUUUCAAAGUAUCAACAUUUGUUGUAUCAACAGUGAAUACUCAAGAUCCACAUGUGAAUACAUUUUUUAGGCAGUGCCAAAAAAGAGAGAAAGAUAUGUCUCAAUCACCUACCUCGAAUUUCAUACGCUCUUGCAAGAACUUACUGAAUGUGGAAAAGAUUCAUGCAAUCAUGAGUUUUCUGCCUAUAAUCUUGAAUCAGCUCUUCAAGGUCCUGGUGCAGAAUGAUGAAGAUGAAAUAAGUACACCGGUAACCAGGGUGCUCACCGACAUUGUGGCCAAGUGCCACGAAGAGCAGCUGGACCACUCCGUCCAGUCGUACAUAAAGUUCGUAUUCAAGACCAGGACGUACAAGGAAAGAACCAUCCAUGAACAACUGGCAAAAAAUGUGACUGGCCUUUUGAAAUCAAAUGAUGCGACAACAGUGAAGCAUGUGCUGAAGCAUUCCUGGUUCUUCUUUGCUGUCAUCCUAAAAUCAAUGGCACAACACUUGAUUGAUACAGAUAAGAUUCAGCUUCCCCGUGCUCAAAGAUUUCCAGAAUCCUACCUGCAUGAACUGGACACUCUCGUGAUGGUUCUGUGUGACCACGUGAUUUGGAAAUACAAAGAGGCAGUGGAGGAAACAAGGAGGGCGAAUCACAGCGUUGCCAGCUUUCUCAAGCGAUGCUUUACGUUUAUGGACCGGGGAUUUGUGUUUAAGAUGGUGAACAAUUACAUCAGCAUGUUCUCCUCAGGUAAUCUCAAGACAUUAUGCCAGUAUAAAUUUGAUUUUCUUCAAGAAGUAUGUCAGCAUGAGCACUUUAUUCCUCUGUGUCUUCCCAUAAGAUCAGCAAACAUUCCAGAUCCUUUGACACCUUCAGAAUCAACUCAAGAGUUACAUGCAUCAGAUAUGCCUGAAUAUUCAGUCACGAAUGAAUUUUGCCGCAAACACUUCUUAAUUGGCAUUCUGCUCCGAGAAGUCGGCUUUGCUCUGCAGGAAGAUCAAGACAUCAGGCACCUGGCUUUAGCGGUGCUGAAGAAUCUGAUGGCCAAGCAUUCAUUUGAUGAUCGAUACCAAGAACCAGAGAAGCAGGCCCAGAUAGCGAGUUUAUAUAUGCCUCUGUAUGGCAUGCUUUUGGACAAUAUGCCAAGGAUCUACCUGAAGGACCUGUAUCCGUUUACCUUUAACACGUCGAAUCAGGGUUCUAGAGAUGAUCUAAGCACAAGUGGAGGAUUUCCAACCCAGACAGCAAUGAAACAUGCAAACUCUGUAGAUACAUCAUUCUCCAAGGAUGUUUUAAAUUCAAUAGCAGCAUUUUCAUCCAUAGCUAUUUCUACAGUAAACCAUGCUGAUUCCAGAGCCUCACUGGCAAGUCUUGACUCCAAUCCAAGCACCAACGAAAAGAGCAGUGAGAAGACCGACAACUGUGAAAAGAUCCCAAGACCCUUGUCCCUGAUAGGCUCGACUCUCCGAUUUGACAAGUUAGACCAAGCAGAAACCCGGAGUCUUCUUAUGUGUUUUCUUCAUAUUAUUAAAACGAUUUCAGAAGAGACUCUGUUUGCCUACUGGCAGAGAGCCCCUAGUCCAGAGGUAUCUGACUUCUUCAGCAUCUUGGAUGUCUGUCUGCAAAAUUUCAGAUACCUAGGAAAACGCAAUAUAAUAAGAAAAAUUGCUGCUGCUUUUAAGUUUGUACAAUCCACCCAGAAUAACGGAACUCUCAAAGGGUCGAAUCCUUCCUGCCAGACGUCAGCGCACUUGCCGCAAUGGGAGAGGUCUGUCCUUGGGAAAGACAUCAUGCAGGGAAAGGCGAAGAACAAUGCCAGUGAAAUCGACAUCGUGCACCAUGUGGACACGGAAGCCAACAUAGCCACAGAGGUUUGCCUGACCAUCCUAGACCUGCUGUCCCUCUUCACCCAGAUCCACCAGAGGCAACUCCAGCAAUCUGACUGUCAGAACUCAAUGAUGAAAAGGGUCUUUGAUACCUACAUGCUCUUUUUCCAAGUUAACCAGUCAGCCACAGCUCUGAGGCACGUGUUUGCUUCCUUGAGACUGUUUGUUAGCAAGUUCCCAUCGGCGUUCUUCCAAGGGCCGGCGGACCUCUGUGGAGCGUUCUGCUAUGAAGUCCUGAAGUGCUGUAAUCACAGGUCACGGUCAACGCAGAUGGAAGCCUCAGCCCUUCUAUACUUCUUCAUGAGGAAGAAUUUUGAAUUUAACAAGCAGAAGUCAAUCGUCAGAUCCCACUUGCAACUCAUCAAGGCUGUAAGCCAGUUAAUAGCAGACGCUGGGAUCGGAGGUUCCCGGUUUCAACAUUCCCUUGCAAUUACCAAUAACUUUGCUAAUGGCGACAAGCAAAUGAAAAACAGCAAUUUCCCAGCAGAAGUGAAAGACCUGACUAAACGCAUCAGAACCGUGUUGAUGGCCACAGCUCAGAUGAAGGAGCAUGAGAAGGACCCCGAGAUGCUGGUGGACCUCCAGUACAGCCUGGCAAACUCCUACGCCAGCACCCCCGAGCUGCGGAGGACUUGGCUAGAAAGCAUGGCCAAGAUUCAUGCGAGGAACGGAGACCUGUCGGAGGCUGCGAUGUGUUACAUCCACAUAGCUGCUCUCAUCGCAGAAUAUCUCAAAAGAAAGGGUUACUGGAAAAUGGAAGCGAUUUGCCCGCCAUCCCUGCGCCUGGAGGAGCCCCACCCUUGUGAUAGCACCUCAUUACUAACAACUCCCGGUGCAGGAAGCAUGUUCUCCAUGGGCUGGCCAGCUUUUCUGAGCAUCACACCAAAUAUAAAAGAAGAAGGAGCAAUGAAAGAAGAUUCAGGAAUGCAGGAUACACCAUACAAUGAGAAUAUCCUGGUGGAACAGUUGUACAUGUGUGUGGAGUUCCUCUGGAAGUCUGAGAGAUAUGAACUCAUCGCUGACGUCAACAAGCCCAUCAUUGCUGUCUUCGAAAAGCAGAGAGACUUCAAAAAAUUAUCCGAUCUCUACUACGACAUCCACCGGUCGUACCUGAAAGUGGCAGAGGUGGUAAACUCCGAGAAGCGGUUGUUUGGUCGCUAUUACCGUGUGGCCUUUUAUGGGCAGGGCUUUUUUGAAGAAGAAGAGGGCAAGGAGUAUAUUUAUAAAGAGCCCAAGCUAACAGGCCUCUCUGAGAUUUCCCAAAGGCUUCUGAAGCUCUACGCGGAUAAAUUCGGGGCAGACAAUGUGAAGAUCAUCCAGGACUCCAACAAGGUCAACCCCAAGGAUCUGGACCCCAAGUAUGCCUACAUCCAGGUGACCUACGUGACGCCAUUCUUUGAGGAGAAGGAGAUAGAGGACCGGAAGACGGAUUUUGAAAUGCAUCACAACAUCAAUCGCUUCGUGUUUGAGACGCCCUUCACGCUCUCGGGGAAGAAGCACGGCGGAGUGGAGGAACAGUGCAAACGUAGGACCAUCCUCACAACAAGCCACUUAUUCCCCUACGUGAAGAAAAGGAUUCAAGUCGUCAGCCAGUCAAGCACUGAAUUGAACCCCAUUGAAGUGGCCAUUGACGAAAUGUCCAAGAAGGUCUCAGAGCUCAAUCAGCUUUGCACCACGGAAGAUGUGGACAUGAUCAGACUGCAGCUGAAACUCCAGGGAAGCGUGAGUGUGAAGGUUAACGCUGGACCAAUGGCCUACGCGCGCGCUUUCCUUGAAGAAACCAACGCAAAGAAAUAUCCUGACAACCAAGUAAAGCUUCUAAAGGAAAUCUUCAGGCAAUUUGCAGAUGCAUGUGGGCAAGCCCUCGAUGUGAAUGAGCACCUGAUAAAGGAGGACCAGCUGGAGUACCAGGAAGAAUUGAGAUCGCACUAUAAGGACAUGCUCAGUGAGCUCUCCUCAGUCAUGAAUGAGCAGAUUACCUACAGGGAAGACCCGUCAAAGCACGUAGUGGAGCGAACCUGCACUCGAGUAACUAGCCGGACAGCCCCAGCCCCGCCUGCUGCGUCCAGCUCACCUAGUGCUGAGGCCUGAGUCUGCAGCAUUUGACACACCGCUGCAGAACUUUCUGGAUUUGCAUCUAAUCUCUGGGAAGAGAAAGACAGAUUUAAUUUAUUUGAACUUUUUAUAUUAAUUUUUUUUUACCUCGCUAGCUUGAGAUUUUUGCCAGCCUCCAGAUUUGCACUUUUUUGUGAUGUUUUUAUUUGUGCAGCAUUGAACUUUUUUGCUAUGAAAUUCCAAUCAGUAUGUAAAAGCGCAGAAGCGAACCCUACAUUUGCCUGUUGUCAGUUAUUAUAGGUUCAAUGUCAAGUUACAGUACAGUAUUUUAAAUGUCAGAGUGAAUGUUUUUGUAACAUUUCAGCCUAUUUCAAAUGUAAAUAGAAAAUUGUAAAAUAUAAAAUUUUUACCACAUUGAAGAGAAACUUUUUAGUUAAUACUUAUGACAAUACUAAAAUUAUGAGUAAUAUUUCAGAUACCCUGAUAUUAACAUAUUUGUGAAUGUGUACAAAAGUGUUGAUAAAUACUAAUCUUCAAAGUUUGUGGAGUUCCUUUAUUUGUAAUAUAUGUCUCAUAAAAGCAUUGAGAUGUGAAAUUAUAGAAGUAUUUUGUUGUUAAUAGAAAUAAAAAACACCCUUACUUUGCA
Messenger RNA from Elephantulus edwardii (Cape elephant shrew), 7132 nucleotides. It is a transcript of the gene DOCK10, whose product is annotated as dedicator of cytokinesis 10. The transcript has 56 exons. Gene Ontology annotation, molecular function: guanyl-nucleotide exchange factor activity. The record is from RefSeq and is a predicted model, not a curated record. Lineage: Eukaryota; Metazoa; Chordata; Mammalia; Macroscelidea; Macroscelididae. Bases 1 to 6522 code for a protein of 2173 amino acids. Gene Ontology annotation, biological process: small GTPase-mediated signal transduction; positive regulation of GTPase activity; dendritic spine morphogenesis.